Messenger RNA from Oldenlandia corymbosa var. corymbosa, 1742 nucleotides. Lineage: Eukaryota; Viridiplantae; Streptophyta; Magnoliopsida; Gentianales; Rubiaceae. The record is from the annotation of a GenBank genome assembly.
GUAUAAAUAGAAAUGCUUAUCUUUUCUCCUGAAUUCACAUCCCAGUUUCUGUAUAAUAUCUCAGGUAGAUAUACAUUGUGCCAAACAUGUCUCCUUCGGGCACAUUAAUCUCAUUUUGUGUGGUCUUUUUCAGCUUAUUCAUUGCAACACAAUCACUUGUUCCUGCUUCACAAACCUUUAAAUACGUCAACCAAGGCGAAUUCGGCGAAUUCAUCAAUGAAUACGAUGCUGAUUAUCGAGUCAUUCCUAUCGCAACUCACCCUUUCCAGUUUGCCUUCUAUAACACCACCCCAAAUGCCUACAUCCUUGGGCUCCGCAUGGCCGUCUCACGAUCCGAGUCCGUCCGGCGCUGGAUUUGGGACGCCAACCGAGGAAAGCCGGUCCGGGAAAAUGCAACGCUAACAUUCGGCCGCGACGGAAAUCUGGUCUUAGCCGACGCCGACGGCAAGGUGGCUUGGCAAACCGGCACCGCCAAUAAGGGCGUGGUCGGCCUGGAACUACUCGGCAACGGUAACUUGGUAUUGUACGACAGCAAGAAGAAAUUCGUUUGGCAAAGCUUUGAUUAUCCAACCGAUACGCUCAUGGUGGGCCAAGCCUUCAAGGCCACCGGACCGAACAAGCUGGUGAGCCGAUUGUCGGCGGCUCAACCGGUCAACGGUCCAUACAGUUUCGUAAUGGAGAAACUAAAUUGGGCAAUGUAUUACCAGACCCCAAAUUCACAAAAGCCUUUGGUGUACUACAGAUCGGAUCAAUUCGGGGAUGGUAAAGGUGCUUUGGCAUCUCUUCAAAUGUAUUGUUCCCCACAAGAUGACAACCAUUCAUUCGAGAUCGGUUUCCAGAUUACGAUGUCCGGGUCGGAUAGUGGAGGGACAUCUGUUAUAACAAGGCCUAAAUACAACGCGACUUACAGUUUCCUUCGAGUUGAUAUCGACGGAAACUUGAGAGUAUACACCUAUGACGACAUUGUAGAUUAUCAAGCAUGGGAGAUUACUUUCGUGCUAUUUGACCGUGAUGAAGGCAGGGAAACCGAGUGCAAGCUGCCGAGGAGGUGCGGAUCGCUCGGCUUGUGCGAGGACGACCAAUGCGUCGCGUGCCCUAAGCCACAAGGAUUGUUGGGAUGGAGCAAGACUUGUGCAGCACCGGUGCUUCCACCAUGCAAUAAAGUUGGCUCAAAGGUGGACUAUUACAAGGUUGAUGGAGUUGAGCACUACACAAGUGAAUUCAAUCCGGGAAGUGGACCAAUGAGUCUGGCGCAAUGUAAGGAUCAAUGCACAAAAGACUGCAAGUGUUUGGGAUUCUUUUACAAACAAGAGUCUUCCAAGUGUUUGUUGGUCCCUGAUUUGGGUACUUUGGUUAAGGUUCCUAACUCCGCUCACUCCGGCUAUAUCAAGAUUUCCAAGUAGACACACACACACGGGUGUUGCUGUUUAUGAAUCUGAUGAUCUUGUGAUGUGUUAGUCUGUUUGCGUGAUUCUUUGUUCUGUUUUCCUUUUGUUUCUUCUGGCACAGCCAAAUUGUCGUAAUUCUUCUUGUUGUACUUUUGUCAAAGUAUAAAUGUAAUUUCAAGUUAUAAUUUGCAUCUUGAAAGUCAUACGUAAUCGCAGUGGCAACAGAUUUUUUUCACUCGCGCCUUAACAAAAUGGUGCUGGCCGGCCACAGUGUUGUAAAAUGUAGACAUAUGUAGUAAUUAUAUAUAUGUCAAGUUUCUAAGGAUCAACUGUUAAUUUCUUUUGAACUUUUUU